Anguilla rostrata (American eel) is the source of this 8008-nucleotide messenger RNA. RefSeq names its product nuclear receptor subfamily 3, group C, member 2 (gene nr3c2). The record is from RefSeq and is a predicted model, not a curated record. Gene Ontology annotation, biological process: regulation of transcription by RNA polymerase II; nuclear receptor-mediated steroid hormone signaling pathway. Gene Ontology annotation, molecular function: estrogen response element binding; nuclear receptor activity; zinc ion binding. The coding region runs from base 1532 to 4342 and encodes 936 amino acids. The transcript has 9 exons. Gene Ontology annotation, cellular component: chromatin; nucleus. Lineage: Eukaryota; Metazoa; Chordata; Actinopteri; Anguilliformes; Anguillidae.
UCGUUUUUUGCUUUUGAAAUUCAUGAAAAAAAUGUUUUUGCAAAAUAAUGGCUAUUUCUCAUCUUUUAACCCUAACUGCUUACUAAAAAUUCAAACAUGGCUUAAUCUGCCUUCCCAUAUUCCCCCAUUUAUUGAUUCAGUGACUUCCUUCCUCUUCACUGGCUGAUUGGUAUUUUAAUACAAAAUGUCUGCCGUGCAUUAUACAGGUGGUUGCUACACGCUGAUAGUGAUUCAGGAGAAUUCCCCCCUGUGCACUCCAGGUAUGACUGCAAUGCGUAGACACUUCCUGUUGUAUACGUUCCUAUCUUUCAGGCAGUGUGUGGUAGUAUGUAUUUAAAGAAGUGAUGCAACUUCUCCCCCGUACAGUUCUGCCUGCUCAUUCCUCAUAGGUAAAUGUCAUGCACAUUGUCAGUGGCCUGAAUGUCUCAUACCAUGUGAGCCCAUGUCCCCUCUGGCAGCCAUCUCAGAUACCAUGCAGCUGACCUGUCAGCAGUCACCAGCAACAGCCUUCGGGCUGUGAAGGGUACAUCACCAUAACAACCUCCAUUGCACAGAAGCACUGGAAGAAUUGAUUGAUUUUGAGCACUUCAGUUCUUUCACAAUGUUUAGUCUGCAAGCAAUAUGCCAUUUUAAGUGCCCAUCAGGUAAACUGUAAUUGGUUUAACUUUGGAAUGCACUUCAACAUGAGAGAGAGAAUAUUAUGGUUACACUGAUACAUUUCCGGUUACUUUCCCUUACAUAAGUUAGCGUCAACUUGACUACCUCGCAUGCAUGGUUUCCAAGCGUUCUCUGCUGGUUGCUAACGAUAGUGAGCGAUCGCUAGCUACGAAGAGCAGCUUUUAUAAAAGUCUAAGAGAAGCUCUUCCACCUAGAUAGCUAGUGAUCCGUCUCGCUGGCUAUUUAUUUAUUUCACUUGCUAGCUAGCGAUCUAUGAAUCUUACAGGAUAGUUUUUUUAAAAUAAUUAUUGUACUCACUGUCUCACCUAAUUUACACACGCCAUUACACAAGCUAAGAUACAGAAAUUCCAUUUGUAUUCUGUUCAUAUGUUUAUUGUUUGUUGUACUCAGGUUUUUGCAAUACGUAUAUAUAUAUGCACGUCAUGCCAAUAAAACUUAUUUGAAUUUGAAUCUUCGGACAGAGAGAUUUAACCAAUUGGCGCAAUGUAACGGCACAACGUAACCCCAGAAGUGAAUAGGAGGAAUUAAAUUUGUAAGGGGGAUUAAAUUUGUUGACAGCAUUUUACAUUUGGCUAUACUGAAUUUCAUUUUCCAGGUUUCUAUCUACUUCUGGAUUUUAAUUAAAUCUGUUUGGAUUACUGUAGUAGAGUCCAAACUAUUAGCUGGGCCUCCCAGUUUUGUCUCAUCUGCAAAUUUGACUAAUGUUUUUUCUAUGUCCCUCAUUGAUGUAAAUGACGAAGAGCAGUGGUCCCUGCACCAAUCCUUGUGAGACUCCACUUCCCACAGUUCCCUGCUCAGAUGUAUCAAUGAUUCAACCACGGAGACCAAAAGAUACCAAGGUUACCCAGAAGGAAUGGAUAUGGAAAGGAGAAGGAAUCAAAUGUCGAACACAGUGGGGUACAUCUGUGGCAUGGAACAGGAGAAUAAGACCAACAGUGAUGGCCUCAUGGACAUUGUAAAUAUCACUUGUUCUCCGAACGCCAUUGCAGGCAUUAAGGAAAACAUGGAUCAGGCCCCAGUCUCCCAGAGCCAGAAUCAACAGCAGUUCGUUUUUCCUAUUUUGAGCAAUGCUGCCAAUGGUGUUAAGUUAGAAAUGGACUCCAAAGAGCUCUCCAAGACUGUGGCUGAGUCGAUGGGCUUGUACAUGAACGCAGCGCGAGAGGCGGGCUAUGCCUUGGGCCCACAGGGCGCAGGCGGCAGUGGGCAGCAGCCGGGCAGGAACCUGUCCCCCUCACCAGGCUGUCCAAAGCCCAAACCUGUGAGGUUGUUAGUUUCAGCUCCUUACCCUGGGAUGUCCCACCUGUCUGAUAUCGCUAAAAUGGAGUGUGGCUCUGGUGUCCUGCCAGAGGCAGAGGACUGUCUAGCCCCAGGCCUUGACCAUAGUCCACAAAACUCCAAUGAUUCCAUCUCCAGCCCUACUAAAUUUGGGAAAGCCUUCCCCCCAGCUGGCAGCCCCGUCAGCCAGUUUCCUGCCCUGCCGGGCCUUGCCCACGCCCCCCACCUCAGGAUCUCCACCACUUGCAGCCCCAACAACACGAGUACGGUGGGUUCCCCCCUUGCAAGCCCUCUUAAUGUGAUGAAAUCGCCCAUCUCCAGUCCCCACAGAAUGGGGAGUGUGAGGUCCCCACCCUCCUGCAACCCCACUGUGAGGUCAUCAGUGUCCAGCCCCACUGGCAGCAGCAGUAACAACAACAGUAUGCGGGAAUCAAUUUCUAGUCCAGAAAAUGUCAGUUCUAUGCCUUUGUCUAGUCCUCCUAAUUCGACAGGCUUCCCUAUGUCUAGCCCUGCAAGUGGACUGGGCCUUGAACUGAAUGAGACUCGCAGCCCAAUUAAGACAGACCAAGACUACAGUGGGUUUGAGUUUCCAAAGCUGGAGAAGGUGGACACUGAGCUGUACAGCAUUGGCCUGGACAAGAUGGGAAUGGUGAAGUAUAUAAAACCAGAGCCAGACUGCAUGAGGAGCACGUGUGUGAGUGGUGACAGGAGUGACAUGCCCAGCUCACCCUUCACCAUGCAAAUUAAAAGUGAACCAAACAAUGAAGUGACGUGUCUGAAUCCCCAAUACAAUGGAGAGCUGCACUCUUUAAAUCUGUUUUCUGCAGCGGAGACCACUUACCUGUCCUUGAGGGAUAACGUAGAUGAACAUAGCCUCUCUGGGAUUUUAGGGCCACCAGUCUCUUUACUUAAUGGCCACUACCAACCUGAAGCUUUUUCUAACAAUGUCUUGCUUAAGGGGAUUAAGCAGGAGUCUAAAGAUGGCAGCUAUUACCAAGAGAAUGGUGACAUGCCGACAGCGGCCAUUGUUGGGGUUAAUUCAGGUGGGCAUUCAUUUCAUUACCAGAUUGGAGCACAAGGAACAAUGUCUUUUUCCCAGCAUGAUACAAACCCCUUGCUGAAUCUAAUUUCUCCCGUCGCUGCAUUGAUGAAAACGUGGAAGCCGCACCCUGGCUUGCCACCCCAAGGGGAAGGAUAUCCAGGUCACAGGUGCAUGGUGGACAGCAUGGCAAGCUCGAUUCGAAACUCGUCAUCAAGUUCAUCUUCAGCCAAAGUGUGUCUGGUCUGCGGGGAUGAAGCCUCUGGCUGCCACUAUGGGGUGGUUACCUGUGGCAGCUGUAAAGUGUUCUUCAAGAGAGCCAUCGAAGGUCAGCACAACUACCUGUGUGCCGGGCGGAACGACUGCAUCAUUGACAAGAUCCGGAGGAAAAACUGCCCAGCGUGCCGGGUGCGCAAGUGUCUGCAGGCCGGGAUGAACCUGGGAGCACGGAAGUCUAAGAAGAUGGGCAAACUAAAAGGAGUGGGAGAGGAGGCACCUCCGUACGCGUCUAAGGAUGGCCAGACAUACCUGACCACAGAGAAGGAGCUGAGCAGCAGCGCCGCCCUGGUGGUGCACACGCCGGUGUCUCCGUACCUGUCCCCGUCCAUCUGCAGCGUUCUGGAGCUCAUCGAGCCCGAGGUGGUCUACGCUGGAUACGACAACACGCAGCCGGACACCACCGACCACCUCCUCUCCAGCCUCAACCAGCUGGCCGGGAAGCAGAUGAUCCGAGUCGUCAAGUGGGCCAAACUACUUCCAGGUUUCAGGAGUCUGCCCAUCGAGGACCAGAUCACGCUCAUCCAGUACUCCUGGAUGUGUCUGUCUUCCUUCUCCCUCAGCUGGAGGUCCUACAGACACACCAACGGACAGAUGCUCUACUUCGCCCCCGAUCUGGUCUUCAACGAGGAACGCAUGCAGCAGUCAGCCAUGUACGAGCUGUGCCUGGGCAUGCGGCGCGUCAGCCAGGAGUUUGUGCGGCUGCAGCUGACAGCCGAGGAGUUCCUGUCCAUGAAGGUCCUGCUGCUCCUCAGCACAGUUCCCAAGGAGGGUCUGAGAAACCAGGUGGCAUUUGAGGAGAUGAGGGUGAACUACAUCAAAGAGCUGCGCCGGUCUGUGGGGAAGGCCACCAGCAGCUCGGGCCAGACCUGGUCUCGCUUCUACCAGCUCACCCAGCUGCUGGACGCCAUGCAUGACCUGGUGGGGGAUCUUCUGGACUUCUGCUUCUACACGUUCCGUGAGUCUCAGGCCCUCAAGGUGGAGUUUCCUGAGAUGCUGGUGGAGAUUAUCAGCGACCAGCUUCCGAAGGUGGAGUCAGGACUAACCCACACACUCUACUUUCACAAGAAGUGACAUUACACUGUAGCAUCUCAGAGGAUGAAGCGCUUUGCCUUAAAGUUGCUUAUGCCAGUGUGCCACGCCCCCUGGACCCCAUCCCAGAGGGGAGGAGAGAGAGGCCACGCCCCCUGGACCCCAUCCCAGAGGGGAGGGGAGAGAGGCCACGCCCCCUGGACCCCAUCCCAGAGAGGAGGGGAGAGAGGCCACGCCCCCUGGACCCCAUCCCAGAGAGGAGGGGAGAGAGGCUAAUUUGUGGUGUCGCUGCCGCUCGUCAGCUGGUGAGCCAAUCAGGAAGGUCUUAGGAGAACUGAAAAGCACUGGAAAGGACUUGAGUCAUGUAACAGAGAAUCCCACCCCCAAAGGCUCGCCCCCCCCCAAGGCCCUCUCCCAAAGCCCCCCCCCCCCCCAAGGCCUGCCCCCAAAGCCCCCCCCCAAGGCCUGCCCCCAAAGCCCCCCCCCAAGGCUUGCCCCCAAAGGCUAUGAUUUUAAUGGAGAUGAAGCCAUACAGACUUUUUUUGGUCACACAGUUGUACAUACAAACAUGCUAAAUGACUUACCUCUCCCUGGAAAUCUACAACUGUGGCUUUUAUAUAAGAAGUAGUACUACAGGAAAAUGCUUACUUCACUUUGCAGUGUAUUGUCAUAUGGGCAGUCCUGCAAAAUUUCAAAACAAAACAUUUUUUUGUGUAGUAGAAAAUAUAGGCCAUUUGGAAGGGGAAUAAUUGUGUGUGGGCAUUUUCCAAGGGCUUCACAAGUUUAAUUAAAAACUGUUUCAUGCAAAACCGGUACAAAUCAAUAGUUUUAAAUGAAUCCUAAAUCCCUUGUUGGUAUGUAUGAUGCUACAUACAUGUGCAUGAUUAUGUAAUCAUUCUACAACAAUCAAGCGUCUACUGAUAUACAAACUGUAUAAAUAUAUACACUAUAUUACACAAACAUAAAACAUUUAACAUGAAAUUAAAGGCACUAUUAGAGGAGACUAGUGCUGUUAAGUAGAAAAUCAACUGGUUAGAUGCGUUGUUUCCUGAAUUAGGUGGUUAACUUGGGACGUACAUUGAGAAGUUCAUUGUAUGUUAUUAAACUUUUUUCCAGUGCUAGUAGUGAAGUAGAAAAUGGUGCAAUUUAGCUCCACUUGCAAUACAAUAUGAACCUAGUGUUUUUGUCUCAUGACGUGUGUAACUGAUUUAUACAUAAUCUUUGCCAUAAUGAAUGCACUUGCAUAUUAAAGCCAAGUAGUUUGUUCUUUUUUUAUAGUCUGAUAGUCCAAAACCAGCUCUUUGUGAAACCAAGUGCUUGAAAUAGCUUUAUUUCAAGGUUUCUAAAAAUAAAGAUUCAUGAACAUUUCUAUGAAUUAAAUAGAUCAACUGAUAACAUUUUAUAACAAGGUGCUUUUUUCCUACAGCAGACCAGUCUGCAGAGCUUUCUGCUCGCUGCACAUGUGCAGAUUAUAAUCUGAUAUCAAAAAGUCUGAAAUUUACUGUACUUGCGCUUGUUAGAGAAACCUUGGAAUAAAGUGGAACCAGCAUGAUAGGUGUCAGUAAACGCUGAAUGAAUUUGUAUUUCAGCUGACCUGUAAAUGCCAUUGCAAACAGAACAAGAAGCUGUAAUAAAUAUGGGUUGAUGCUGUAUAGAAGCUGGCAAUACACAAUGGAAAUUAUCAGUGACACUGACACAUUGAAUGCAUUAGUGGCGGCUUUCUUGUGUCAUACCCCUCAAAUGUGUCAACUGAGUGUGGACACGUCUUCAUUGGACCAUUUUUUAAUUUUUAUAUCAUAAAAAUUACUGGUCACCAAAAUAACAGUGGAUGAGAUGUAAGCCGUUUUGUGAUUGUGUGUGGGCAGCGGUCGUUUUGGCUUCCAAGAGUUCAUGUGACUAGAUACUCAAAAUGGCAGUUUGUUACUCUCACAAAGGAUUAUGGACUUCCUCCUGUCUACCUUAAAUUUCACACAGAGGAAUAACUGUGACUCUUGGGGCAUUAUUGUUUGUUUUAUUGCUGAGAAAUGUUAUUUAGACUUUGGGUAGUUGCUCUUUGACCCCUGAUAUAACAUUGGGGCACAUCAGUGUGCAUCAGUCUGUCUGAAGGAAAAUGACAGAAUUAUGACAUUAGAAAAUUAAUGAAAUAAUUAAAAAGAAAUUUCCAGGCUUUUACAAAUUAUUUUUGCAAUCUUUGCUGUUCUGUAUAUUGCUGUAUAAAAUAUUGUGAAGGACCUGAAAUAAGCUGUAAGGAGUUUUUUGUUUUGUUUUUUGUUUAUACACAAACAAAAUAAAAGAUACUAACUGUUAAUGGUUCAUAGGAAGAAUUGGAAAGUAUUUUUGGAAGAUGUCUAUUUUGUUGGAAAAAAUAUUUAAGUACUUUGUCUAAAAAUCAUUUUUUAUGUAAAGUGAAAUGUUUAUGCAUGUUUACAGAAGAGAUGUUUACAGUGUGUUCAUGAAGGGAAAGUUGUGCCUUUAUCUUAUAUUUACCAUUUUCCAGUAUCUGUUGUAAAUAACCACAGUGAAUAAUUUCAUUGAUUAGCAUAAAACAUUUCGACUUUAUCAUGUUGUCUAGUUGGAAAACUCAUAGUUUCUGUAGGUCUUCACAAAUUAUAAUCAUGUGCUUUGAGUUUUAUGGCGUAUAACGGUGAGAGACCAAUAGAAUGACCUAAGCCCUAACCCAAUGGAAUGAAAGCUGGACACCAUAGAAUGCCUUCAUUGAUAAGAUGUACUCUGUUAUCAAUUGCAAGGAAUUUAUUUUUUCAAAAGCAUUCUGAAAUCAGACCUGUUAGCCAUAUGCAAUUCAAUAACACCAUUAUAACACCAAGCAGGCAUUUCAUUGGUCUGUAUUAUGUGUAAAUCAGGACUUUUUUACUAUGAUAAGAAAUGGUGUUGAGUAUGUCUAAGUGUUUCUUUUCCAACAGUUGAUCAAGGCCUUGAGGAUAUUAGCACUAAAGAGCUUUCACCCCUGCUGCAGGUUACUUUAUUCAACUUUUUAAAAUUUGAUUUUAUUCUAGAUAGGACAGUGCAAAGAUACCAGCUGGUGGUAACAGUUCAUAGUGAAUUGUUUGAGGUCCCUCUGGAUUAACACUGACAUCUUCGAGGGGGGGGGGGGGCGGGCAGGGGAGCAGGGGGGCGGGGCAGCAGUCAGUAGAGGGUGGGAUAGGUAGCAAACAAGAGGAACGAUAACGAUUGAUAAUCAAACAUGUCCACACAGCCAGGUAACAAUACGGUUUUUAAUCAUAGUAAUGGCAGGUAGUUAUUUCUGCAUUGUAACGGAAAUUCCACAGAGACACAUUUGCUCAGGGACAGAAAGCAGGCUGACGGGUUGGGCAGGACUGUCUGUGCAGACUCAUGAUCCCUGCCUCCCCUGAACCUCUUUCAGAUGAAAUGUUAUUGAAGAAGGACUGCAGUAUACAGUACAGAGGUUUCUGUUGUCAGACCCAUUUGUGGAUUUAGCAAUUAAACCAUAUACCCAUCACAAUCACCUAAAAUUCCCCCAGUAAUCAUUAGUUUUACAAAAUAUAACUUUUUUUCAUCCAAUACUUUGUGUAAUAUCUCUCUGUUACUAUUUACAGUAUAUUAGCUCUUAUUCAUUAUAACAUCAGCAAAACAGUUGAUACAAACAACUUACUGUGUAUCGUUUAUGCAUAUGGCUAUAACUGUAUUUGCAAAAAUUCCGAGCGAUUCAAAUAAACCCUUUAACAAAGA